AAACUGGAGAGCAGGCAACCAACAAAGUUGGUCUUCCUACAAGUAGAGAGGAAAUGGAGAGCCAAAACCAGCUUCCGCAAGCACAGGAAUCUGGCAGCGGCACCACCUUCCUUAGAACUUGUUUUAACGGAGUUAAUACGUUAUCUGGAGUCGGAAUCCUGUCAAUUCCAUAUGCACUUUCUCAAGGUGGAUGGAUGAGCUUGAUUCUGCUUUUCCUGGUGGCAAUAUUAUGCUGGUAUACAGGAUUACUCCUUCGGCGAUGUAUGGAUGCAGAUCCAGUUAUCAAAACUUAUCCAGACAUAGGGCAGAGAGCUUUUGGAUACAAAGGAAGAGCUCUAGUAUCCAUCUUCAUGUAUCUUGAACUAUAUUUAGUAGCAGUUGAAUUCUUGAUUCUGGAAGGUGACAACCUAUACAAGUUGUUUCCAGAUAUGAGUUUGAAAGUUGCUGGUGUGAAAAUUGGAGGGAAACAAGGGUUUAUUCUGCUAACGGCCCUUGUAAUCUUGCCUACAACAUGGUUGAGGAGCUUAGGUAUGUUGGCCUAUGUUUCUGCUGGAGGUGUUUUGGCUUCUGUUGUGUUGCUUGGUUGUGUUCUCUGGGUUGGCGCUGUCGAUGGUGUUGGGUUCCACGAAGGAGACGUGCUUUGGAAUUGGGGUGGUUUGCCUACUGCCACAAGUUUGUUUGCCUUCUGUUACUGUGGUCAUGCCGUUUUCCCAACGUUGUGUAAUUCCAUGAAAGACAAAAGCCAGUUUUCGAAGGUUUUACUUGUCUGCUUUAUUACAAGUACCUUCACCUAUGCAUCAAUGGCGGUUCUGGGUUACCUCAUGUAUGGAGAAUAUUUGAAGUCUCAAGUGACAUUAAAUCUUCCCAUAAGAAAAAUUAGUGCAAAAAUAGCUAUAUACACUACUCUAGUUAAUCCCUUGACUAAGUAUGCAGUUGUCACUGCUCCAGUUGCUAAAGCCAUCGAGGACGCAUUUCGUCUCAACGACAGCAAAUCUCUCAGUAUUCUCAUAAGAACUGCAAUUAUGAUAAGCACGUUAGUGGUAGCAUUAACCAUUCCGUUCUUUGGCUAUGUAAUGGCUUUUAUUGGGGCUUUUUUGAGUGUGACCGUUUCGAUGUUGUUACCAUGCCUCUGCUACCUCAGGAUUAACAAAGCUGCUCGAACAUUCGGGCUUGAGCUGGUGGUGAUUGUGGGGAUAUUGAUUUUUGGACUUUUUGUUGCCGUAGUAGGUACAUACAUUUCUCUCAAACAAAUAAUAACCCAUCUCUGGCACUAAUGAUGCUGCUAAGCUGAUUGACAUUUAGAUCAUCAACCACUAAUGUAAUCAUUUUGCAAUAACAAAGGAUUAUAGAAAGUUUGUGCGAGCUUUUUAUAAGGAAAGAGCAACAAGAACAACUUUAUUUCUUCA
Molecule: messenger RNA, 1406 nt
Organism: Ricinus communis (castor bean)
Lineage: Eukaryota; Viridiplantae; Streptophyta; Magnoliopsida; Malpighiales; Euphorbiaceae
Product: amino acid transporter AVT1I
Exons: 3
Coding region: 54-1274 (406 amino acids)
Cellular component (GO): plasma membrane
Source: RefSeq, a predicted model, not a curated record